UAACUCUUAAGCAAAAACAGCGACAACUGACACAACAUAGUGGACGACAUGGAAUUCAAGGAUAUUGAUGAUUUUGAAGAUGCAAGCCCCCAAAAGGCAAAUAAAAUGACGCGUGACAGGUACAUUGAUAGCCAAGCAAAGGAUUCAGUAGGUGAUGAAAUAAGCUGGGAACCGAAACGACUCGACAAUGGCAAAUGGGCUUGUAACCAUAAAUGCAAAAACAAAGCCACCACAUGUGUUGUCGGGAGGGUGUUGACAAGCCGCCUAAACCCCCCAAGAGACGCCACAUUGGCCCUGUGCCCACUGCCGCAGGUAUUCAUACAGCCCCGGAAUCAGCAUCAGAAUGCCGGAAUGAGGGACAAGAAUCACUUGCCUCACCACGAACAAAAUUCUCGGAACGUCUUUCGGAAAACUCGAACAACGGAUUUGAGGGUCUUCAGGUGACGGGCGACAUUCAUCGAAGAGGCAAGGCCAGAAGUCCCCCUAAACCUAAGGAGCUACAGAGACUUGAGCGGAUGCAUGCAGAAAUUCAGUCAGAUAUUCCAAUAUGCAAGCUGAUCGCGGACAGAAAAGAUCCCGCCAGUGUGUUUCCGAAGGUUCCGUCUCAGCCCAGUGACAAAAUUGGUAUAACAUCCAGGCUUCAGGACGAUUCCGAUAUUUUUGACAGCGACUUGUGGAUGGAUGAAUUCCCAUCUCCUAAGGACCUAGCCAAUAAUAAAGUGUCACAGCAACUGUCAGCGUUGCGGCCUGCCGAUAAAAGGCCUGGUCAAUCUUCGCCGUGGCAAGACGAUGAUAUUUCAGAUAUUGAGGAUUCCCGUAUCGGGUUGGACAUUUUGCAACGACAGAGAAGAGCUGAUACUCCAGCACAGCGUGGCAUGGCCAAAGAAAAAGAUAUCCUUCAGACCUCUGAUUUAAUAUUUUCAAGUUCUCCGAAGAAGCUUCCGCUGUUGAAGCGGCCGUUCCGGGAUGAGAAAAAGCGAAAAGAGGCCUCGCUUUUUGUUUCAACGAGCAGCACUGAGCCCUCACCUGAGAGGCCUGAGAACUUUUUUAACAUGAAUACCGAGACUCCGAAAUUAUUCGGAAACAACCACCAAAGAUCAACCAUGUUAAAUAAAUUCCAGUAUACGCCAGCGUCGAAAAAAAUUCGCCUGGAGGGAGUUAUUGGAAGAGGAUGUAACGCCGCCCACAACCGAGACAAAGAUAUGAGAUCGCAUGAGAGACAUCAUGAAGCAAAUAAUAUGGAGAACAUUUCAAACAUUUCACCGGUCUGGGAAGGCUUUACUCUCCCAUUUCCCCAGUGAAGGAACUAAAUUUAUUUCAUGAUGUGGUCGCCUAGGGAAACUCAUCCACGAUCAGCUCAGUGCAAUUUGCUCCUUUUGGAAAUUCUAAUCUCUAGACAAAUAGGGCGCUUUCUUAUUAGCUUUAAGUUCCUAAUAGCUUACAGUUUUUAUAGCCCAGUCCAAUGCUUUUGUUGUGUUCAUCAUCACCGCAUCAUGAUUUUUCCGGUGCGCUAUUCUUGUUUACAUCAGAUUUGGACCGAGGAAAUGACAGAUCAUAAACGUUAACAUAUCUUAUCAAUCAAAAUUACAUAAGCGCA
Molecule: messenger RNA, 1597 nt
Organism: Xylona heveae TC161
Lineage: Eukaryota; Fungi; Ascomycota; Xylonomycetes; Xylonales; Xylonaceae
Exons: 2
Coding region: 213-1301 (362 amino acids)
Source: RefSeq, a predicted model, not a curated record